UUAGCUCAAUCAUUUGAUGUGAAUAUUGCAGUUGAUAAUUAAAAUUUUUAUCACUUAAAAAUUUUUGUACAUGGAAAUAAUUGGAGUUAUCAAAUAUCAUGGUAUUUUCCAUCUUGUUCAAAAUGAGAAACGUUUUACUUUACUACGUGUUUCUGUCUUUUAUCAGUACUGCAGUACUUAGUUUGAACUUUGAAUCAGUUUUAAAGAAUUCUGAAAACGCUACAGUUUUUCACUAUUGUGAGUUCAAUAAAUUGUAUAAAUUUCAAGCCAACAACGCAACUGUGCUUGUUCUGGUAUUUAAUAAAACAGAGAACAGUACCAUAUAUCCUGCACGAAUAACCACUUCAAGUGAUGCGGCUACUGAAGAAAAUCCUCUGCUGUUUGCUGCUUGGCAGAAAUCACAGUUGACAACCUGGGAAGUGCCUCGUCUAGUUCCAUCCAACAAGAAUCUACUGUACAGGAAUGUCACUCGUACAUUGUGUCCACACUACGUCAACAUCAACUCAACUGCACACAUGGAUUCUUUCUUCAUAACUGUAUCAAUAGAUGCAAGCAAUACUGACUUCACUAUACGAGCUCAAUUGGUUGACGAUUUUGUUGUUGAUGUGGGAAGGCCGAUUUCAUUCACUGUAUCACCGGCCCAUUCACAGUUCUAUUCCUUCACGUUCCCUGACUAUCUGAGCUCAGGGGUUCUGCGAAUCAAAUCUGACAAUUCAGUCUGCAUGAGCUUGUCCGUUCAAAACUUCAGCUGUCCGGUUUAUGACCAAGAAAACAACCUGAAAUUCACAGGAUACUGGGAAACAAUCACAAAAAGUGGAGGAAUGCUUUUAACUAAAGAAGCGUUUCCUUUGAGAGUUUUCUUAGUUUUCGUGGUUCAUUCGAACGACGGGGAUUGCUCCGGACACAUUGAAGGGAAUUCUGGAAGCCCGGCUGACCGCAUCAAGCGUGUUGAGCUCGAAAUUAUACCCAGUAUAACAUACCAAGACUAUCUUAUUGCAAUGGCGGCCGUUCUCAUUGCAUUUGCGCUGAUGUAUAUUGGUGCUUUCGGGGUGUUCGUCUGGGCUCAUAAGAGGAAAGAAAGAAACGAACUCUCUGAGGAAUAUGACAGUUUUUGUGGUGAAGCUUCCGUUGUAACUCAGACUCUCUCAGGCGCCGAUGAAGUUGGGUUUUUCAACUCUGAUCAACUCUCUAGUAAUACUUCAACGUUGGCAAGACCUAGAGAAAGAAUAAUAAAAUUGUGUCUGAAUGACUUGGCUAAAGUCAACCACGACGUGAUGAGGAGAAGGUCUAAUCUGUACUUAUGGAAUCUCAUGACAAUCGCUAUAUUCUACUCGCUACCUGUAGUGCAAUUGGUUUUGACCUACCAAAAGGUUCUGAAUUCAACUGGGAACCAAGAUCUCUGCUAUUACAAUUUUCUGUGCUCUCGGAAACUGGGUCAGUUCAGUGACUUCAACCACAUUUACUCCAACAUCGGUUACAUUCUGCUUGGCAUCCUGUUUCUUCUCAUUGUUUAUAGGAGACAUGCGACUGAGAAAAAGAAAGCAACGGGAAUACCACAACAUUAUGGUCUGUAUUAUACCCUGGGAGCCGCAUUAUUCAUGGAAGGCAUUCUGAGUGGGUGCUAUCACUUCUGUCCAAAUCAUUCAAAUUUCCAAUUUGAUACUAGUUUCAUGUAUAUUUUGGCAAUAAUCUCCAUUCUAAAAAUCUACCAUUCUCGUCACCCAGAUAUAAAUGCAAGUGCCUACACUGCAUUCGGAUUAUUGGCUGUAGUAAUCACUCUGGGGAUGUGCGGCGUACUAUACAUCUCGACCGAAUUCUAUGUCGCGUUUUGUAUUUUCCAUGUUUGUAUUUGCCUUUUCUUAUCGGCUCAAAUAUACUACAUGGGUCAGUGGAAAUUAGAUUCCAGCCAUUCUCAAAACAUCAAGAAGAUAAUAAUUUCGAAAAUUCGAAGUGGCAGAGAGAAUUAUUGCCGCCCGAAAUAUCCCAGCCGAAUGGCUCUCUUAGUAUUAGGAAACGUAUGUAAUUGGGCAUUGAUAGCCUCAGGUCUAUUCUUCCAUAUGGGAGACUUUGCAACCUAUCUCCUCGCAAUAUUAUUGUGCAAUUUGUUGAUCUACUUCUCAUUCUACAUUAUCAUGAAGCUCAUCCUUGGAGAGAAAAUAUUGUUCCAACCUCUGAUCUACACGGUUCUGGCUCUGAUUUCGUGGGCAGCUGCUGGAUAUUUUUUCUACCAUAAAACAAUAUCUUGGAAGCUGACUCCGGCUCAGUCGAGAACCUUCAAUCGACCUUGUGUUUUGUUCGACUUCUACGACAACCAUGAUAUCUGGCACUUUCUUUCAGCUGUCAGCAUGUUCUUCUCAUUUAUGGUUCUUCUGACUCUGGAUGACGAUAUUGCCAAUGUGGAUCGUUCACUCAUUCCAGUGUUCUAGUCCGCUUAAAAUCUGUGAUUAAGGAACUAUUGUUUGUUAUCAACUCUGCGAUAUUUUACUUCCGUUUUUAUGAUUAGAUUACCCUCUUCGAUGAGAACGAAUAAUAGAUCUUAGAAUUACUAUUAGAGUGUGACUGAUAUAAGUUUGUAAUUUGAUGUCUUUCUACAUUAUUAUUAUUAACGCUUUUCGAUGUAAAAAAGAUGUAUUUUAUAUUUAAUAAUUUUAUUGGACGUAAAUCCAAAUGUUGGUAUUUUAUUUUCAUAUUCGAUAAUCAAAUUGUGUCAUAGCUUUUUUGAAUUAAAUAUUUUGUCUACAA
This is a messenger RNA of Nilaparvata lugens (brown planthopper), 2742 nucleotides long. Its product is annotated as SID1 transmembrane family member 2. Gene Ontology annotation, cellular component: membrane. The transcript is spliced from 17 exons. The coding region runs from base 99 to 2426 and encodes 775 amino acids. The record is from RefSeq and is a predicted model, not a curated record. NCBI's taxonomy places the organism in Eukaryota, Metazoa, Arthropoda, Insecta, Hemiptera, Delphacidae.